AUGGACGGGUUACAAAAUUGGGCUAAGCAGGAGUUGCAACGUCGACAAGUCACUGAUAUAGACCAAGCCAUAGUGGAGGUUGAAUCAUUGAUGUAUUUCAGGCAUGACAAGCACGACAAAGGCAAUGACAAGGAGUCAAAGGUUAGCAAUGUCAAAGGUGGGGGAAACCGUGGCAAAGGCAAUGAGAUACAACAACAAUACUCCAAGACUCAAGAUUUCAAAAAGUCGAGUGGCUGUCAGGGCUACGCCGAGAACAAGGCACAGGUCGAGAAGACGGGAUGCUAUAUAUGCGGAGGGCCACAUGGCUUCAGGAAUUGUACUGACCUCAAGAGCCUCAGUGCCAUGGUAUGUGAGCGGAGGGAGCAGCCACAAGGAGAGAGUCAGGGAACUGCACAGUUGGGUAUGAUCGGAUUAUGCGGUGCUGUCACGAAGCAAGCUAUCCAACCUACCGAGAAUGGCAAUCAUGGAUACUCAGCAAAGGCCGUACCAUUGACUGAGUUGCUAAAGAAGAACAAGCCAUGGGUUUGGACGGAGCAUUGUCAAAAGGCGUUUGAAUGCCUUAAGGCAGCUGUAACAGAGGAGCCAGUCUUGGCAUUACCUGACUUUGCCAAGACAUUUGAGGUUCACACAGAUGCCUCAGACUUCGCCAUUGGGGGUGUCCUGAUGCAGGAUAAGCAUCCCAUAGCAUUUGAGAGUCGUAAGUUAAAUGAGACGAAGCAGCAUUACACGGUGCAAAAGAAGGAAAUUACUGCCAUUGUGCAUUGCCUUCGUACAUGGAGACAUUAUCUUCUAGGGUUGAGGUUCGUGGUCAAGACUGAUAAUGUGGCUACUAACUACUUUCAGACAUAG
Nicotiana tabacum (common tobacco) is the source of this 849-nucleotide messenger RNA. NCBI's taxonomy places the organism in Eukaryota, Viridiplantae, Streptophyta, Magnoliopsida, Solanales, Solanaceae. The record is from RefSeq and is a predicted model, not a curated record.